This is a messenger RNA of Mya arenaria, 3798 nucleotides long. Its product is annotated as polyphosphoinositide phosphatase-like. NCBI's taxonomy places the organism in Eukaryota, Metazoa, Mollusca, Bivalvia, Myida, Myidae. Gene Ontology annotation, molecular function: phosphatidylinositol-3,5-bisphosphate 5-phosphatase activity. Bases 83 to 2776 code for a protein of 897 amino acids. The record is from RefSeq and is a predicted model, not a curated record. Gene Ontology annotation, cellular component: intracellular membrane-bounded organelle. Gene Ontology annotation, biological process: phosphatidylinositol dephosphorylation. The transcript has 24 exons.
CAGCUGUUGGAUGUGCUUACUUGCUUACUGAAAACUAAGUCUUAAGCCAAUGCAAUAGCUGAUAGUCAAUUAAGUGGGAGGAAUGGAGUUCCCAAUCAUAUCAGCUAUACAGCGAUUACAAGUUUAUGAAACAAAAGCGCGAUACUACAUAAUUGGUUCCAAUGCCACAGAAACAGCCUUCAGGGUGUUAAAAGUUGAUCGUCAGGAGCCAAAGGAACUUGUAAUCCAUGAUGAUAAACAUGUUUACAACAAAGUGGACGUGCGUAAACUACUGGAAAUGAUUGCCUCUGGAAACACAAAAGUCACAUCAAAACAGAAACAGAUUGAUAAUAGCCUACUGAAAUGUGUUGCAGCUUAUGGCAUUGUUGGAUUUGUGCGUUUCCUGGAGGGUUACUACAUGGUCCUGAUUACGAAGCGUAGCGCUGCUGCUGUGAUAGGGGGCCAUGUGAUAUACAAGAUUGAAGACACCGUGAUGCUGUAUAUCCCAACCAUCCCCAGCGAUAAAUAUUUGCACCCUGAUGAGCCAAAGUAUGUGAAAAUGUUCCAGAGUGUAGAUCUGUCCAGUGACUUCUACUUCAGCUAUAGUUACGACCUGACCCACACACUUCAGUACAACAUGGCCCAGGCUGUUGAUCCCAAGUUUGGCCCUCCAACUCAGGCAGAUAAGGAUGAGCAGAAUGUGUACGGAGUAAAGGUAAAGCCGGAGACCCUGUAUGUAUGGAAUCACUUCCUAACGCAGCCGUUCAAGGCCGACCCAAACUCUGACUGGGUCCUGCCCAUAAUACAUGGAUUCAUUGCUCAAGCCAAUCUGUAUAUCUAUGGGAAGUCUGUUUACAUCACCCUAUUAGCUCGCAGGUCCAACAAGUUUGCCGGGCCCAGGUUCAUGAAGAGAGGGGCAAAUAGUCAGGGUGCAGUAGCUAACGAGGUAGAGACUGAACAGAUAGUUCAGGACAUGUCUGUGACCCAGCUCCACCAUGGACGUGUGUCCUCUUAUGUCCAGAUGCGGGGAUCCAUCCCUCUCUACUGGUCCCAGGACAUCUCUAAGAUGGUCCCAAAACCUGCCAUCACAAUUGACAAGAGGGACCCCUACUUCCACACUGCAGGCCUGCACUUUAACCGAUGCCUGUACAGAUAUGGAUCACCAGUCAUCCUGCUCAACCUCGUUAAGCGUCGUGAGAAGCGUCGUCACGAGAGCCUACUAGCCGAUGAGUACAAGGACUGUAAGACAUACCUGAACCAGUUCUUGCCCCCAGACCGGCAGAUGAUCUACAUUGGCUUUGAUAUGGCACACUAUACAAAGAAGCAGAGCAACGAUGUGUUUGACCGUCUGGCUGGUAUCUCGAGGUUCUGUGUAAAGCAGACUGGUUUCUUCCUCCAUCUUCCACAGAUGAGGGAGGGAUUCUGGAGCCAAGAAGAAUAUGAGGGAGUGAAGGGCUUUAAGACAUCUACAGGUUGUAAGCAGACUGGGGCAGUACGCACCAACUGUGUUGACUGUAUAGACCGCACAAACACCGCGCAAUUUGCUGUGGGAAAAUGUGCCCUUGCCUACCAGCUGUGUGCCCUGGGUGUAUUACCUGUACCGGACCUGGACUUUGAUACAGACUGUGUUACUAUGCUUGAGGAGCUGUACGAGGAUCAGGGGAACACAAUCGCCCUGCAGUACGGGGGCUCGAACCUCGUACACCGCAUUGAGGGGUACCGAAAGAUAGCCCCCUGGAAGGCCCACUCUGUAGACAUAUUCAACACGCUCUCCAGAUAUUACAGCAAUGCAUUUUCAGACAUGGAGAAGCAGCAGGCAAUGAACGUGUUCCUUGGUGUGUUCCUUCCUAGGGAGAAUGAGCCCUGCAUCUGGGACCUUCCAACAGACUUCUACCUACAUAACCCCGACGUACAAGGCUCUACCCUCAACAGGAAAAGAUACACAAUGUGGUGUGAUCAACCAAUAUUUGAUCAUCUUCCUCUGCCAUAUGAUGAAGCAUGUAAGACACGCAACUGCCUGGUUCAGGUGAUGUCCAAGGACGAUGAAGCAGUCAACAUGUUCUUUGAGAACUACAAGCCAUAUCGUCUCACAGAGCUCAAAGCAUUCAACAAGGACAUGGAGAAAUGUAUCAGGCACUAUAAGCCACGGAUAUACAGGACCCCCACUCCCAGUCCCUUUGAACGGAGAGUGAGCAUGGAUGGUCGUGAUUCCAGGCAACGGGAUUUCUGUUUAGUUUCAUGGCUGGCCGCAUUCUCGCGCAGACGGAGUAACCUACAAUUUCAAUCAUUGAGCCAGGAGCUGAGUCGCACGAUUAGUGUUAAGGACUCAACAGCAUCCACUUCCUCCUCCACAUCUGAAGAUGCGACCUCCAGCAGCGCAAGCAGCAUCGAGGGCGACAUCGUCACCACCUCCUCUGAUGACGAGGGUAAUGAGUACUUCCAGCGCAGGCCGAGAGAACUAAACGAAGACACCGAGGAGAACCUGUAUGACCUUGACCUAUCUAGGUUUGAGGAGGAUGAAUUUACACAGGAGCUCUACAAAAGGUAUGUGGAUAUCGGAGCUGCCGACCAGAGCAAACUGUCUGAAGCCAACGUGCCUCACCUCUUCUCCUCACCCAAAAUUGACCCCCUUGGUGAGUACACCAGCGAUAUAUACAGCGUUGAGGAACCUACAGUGAGUCACACAUCCCUUGAUGUUUACUUUCGCUAUGUGGAGUGUGGGAUGGCUGGGGCCUCAGACCCGGCCCCUGCCAACCGCGACAUCUACCGCAACUACAUUAAGCAGCUCUACAUGUGACAGCCAGUGACUUCCACCCUCCUUGCUACAUAGAUCUUCAAAAGCUACAAUCAAAAUGCUCUUAUUAUUUUUCAUUCAAUGAUUACUAGAUUUGCAGCCACAAGUGGCAUAUACCCCAACCACAUUGAACAUGUCUACAGAGCGGACCCAGUACAGAGUGGACCCUGGAUUUGGCAUUAUAGGGGUUGUAACUUCGGGGAGCAACUUUGGACUUGGUCCCUUCACAAGAACUGAACAAUAUAUGGCCUAAAUGAGGCUUCCUUCCCCGAAAUGUUUUUGCCUUUUUUUAGUCUGAAAUUCCUAGUGCAUUCUAGUGUUCUAUUCAUUUUUUUUUCUAUACUGGCAUAAUAAAGUAGUGAACUUGAACAAUUUAAGGGCAGGUUGGGCCUGGUACACCCCUGCAUUGCUUGUGCUCUUUGUGUGACUAGUAUUGCCACAAUUUACAUUCACCAUAGACAUAUUUAACAGUGCCAACAAUGAUUAAUGUGAAUCUGAAUUACAUCAAACCAUUUUACCUGUACUUACAGUGGCACUUGUGAACCUAUCGGAAAUACAGCUGUAUUUGUGAUUGAAAGUACUACAUGAGGAACUAUGGUACCUUCACAUCUGAAAUACAGCUGUAUUUGUGAUUGAAAGUACCGGUACUACACGAGAAACUAUGGUACCUUCAUGUACAUUAACAUAGUUUGAAACGUUGACAUCGCUAGAGGGUGGGCACUGCCUCUGUGACUUGACUCUACUACCUACAUGUAGACAUGAUUUACUCAGUGAGUGACAUGUUAAUGCAGAAAUCUAAAAUGAUAAUAUUUUUGAAUUCUAUAUUUGAAUGAUGUGGGUUAAUAACACUGUGUUCUAGUUGAAAUCAUGCUUUAAAGAGUGCAAUCCUGAAUGGUUUGGUGCAAUAUUUUUUUUUCCAUUUGGUCCAUGGUAAUACAUUCCAUUGCAAUUUGUAUUUUGUUUUUAUUUUAUUUGUUUGUUAAUUGUUACAAUGUUGAUAAUGACAAUAAAUUUAUCCGAUCAAA